This is a messenger RNA of Phymastichus coffea, 2914 nucleotides long. Its product is annotated as STAM-binding protein. Gene Ontology annotation, cellular component: endosome; membrane. The transcript has 9 exons. Gene Ontology annotation, molecular function: K63-linked deubiquitinase activity; metal-dependent deubiquitinase activity; protein binding. The record is from RefSeq and is a predicted model, not a curated record. The coding region runs from base 424 to 1635 and encodes 403 amino acids. Gene Ontology annotation, biological process: protein K63-linked deubiquitination. NCBI's taxonomy places the organism in Eukaryota, Metazoa, Arthropoda, Insecta, Hymenoptera, Eulophidae.
GGCCCUUGUCACUUAUAGUUCAGUACGAACCUCAGAAUCGGAAACAAUGGUUUUGAAGUAGUAUUGUUAAUUAACAAAUCAAGAAUUUAUUUAUACUUAAAUAAGAAAUGGACAGCAUAAUAAUUCAUUAUUCAGAGUAUUCUUCAUUCCUAUUUCUAUAUAGUUUUAUUAUAUGGUAAUCCCUUAAUCGUUCAACUUAUAGUUAUUUAGGAGUCGUAUAUAUAAGUACAUAUAUUGUAAGUUAUCUCAGCAUUGAUAUCGUUUUCGUUUCUUGUAAAGGAAUUUAGAGUGUAAAUUGUAACCUUCUUGGGCUAUGAGUUUUUGUUAUUCGAGUAAUUAAAUUCGAGACAAUAGUUUGUUUCAUUUAUGAUUACUUUUUUCACGUUAUAUUACCAGAACGCUUAUUAAACUUUGAAAAACAAAAUGGAAACAAAAACUAAUCGGCAAGCUUUACAAAAUGAUGUUAAAUUGCUGCCACCAGAAGAGCGACUGAAACGUUGUUAUGAUAAUGGAAUAAAUUUUAAAUUUGAAUUGAACAAUUCAGUUUUAAGAUAUUAUCGAUCUGGAAAAGAAAUAAUUAGACAAGCUGAUGUAUACUUGAAUGAAGGAGAUCUUGAGAAAGGAUUUGUGUUGUACAUACGGUGCAUGACGAUAUUUAUAGAAAAAUUGAAAACUCACCCAGAAUACAAUAGCAUUCCACCUCUUGACAAGGAAUACAUCAAAAAUACUUUAAGAGUAAUAUUACCUAAGACUGAAGCUCUCAAAAAAAAGUUGCUGGAACAGUUUAAACAUGAGUAUGAAUUACAUAAACAGGAAAUUGAAGAACAGGAAAAAGUAGAAGCUGAAAGAUUAAAAUUGGAAGAGAAACAGAGAUUAAAGGAAGAAGAGGAAAUGAAAAAUCAAAUACUUGCGACUGCAUCAAAAACCAGUUCUAUAGGUAUUGCUGCUGCUCUGACAUCAGCAGAUGAAUUAAAAAGACAAGUUUUCGCUCCUAAUAAAACGUACAUCACAUCUCACAUAGAUGACCAAGCUCAAUCUUCUAAGGAUAGAAAAGUUCCAUCUGUUGAUCGGUCUACAAAACCAACUUCAUUAACUUCAAGUGAUAGGUUGAGAGACAUUAUCAUACCUAGUCGAUUGAUGCAAAACUUUUUAAAGUUAGCUUCUAGUAAUACCUCUAAUAAUAUUGAAACUUGUGGUAUAUUAGCAGGAAAAUUAGAAAGAAAUAGAUUGUUAGUAACUCAUUUUUUAAUACCAAAACAAACUGGAUCACCUGACUCAUGCAUUACCCAUAAUGAAAAAGAUAUUUUUGACUUCCAAGAUGAACAUAAUUUAAUAACUUUAGGAUGGAUUCAUACACAUCCUACUCAAACUGCUUUUUUAUCAAGUGUUGAUCUUCAUACUCAUUGUGCCUAUCAACUCAUGAUGGCUGAAGCAAUUGCUAUUGUCUGUGCUCCAAAAUAUGAUGAAACGGGAUUCUUUCAUUUAACACCUGAUUUUGGUUUGAAUUACAUAGCAAAUUGCAGAGAGAGUGGCUUUCAUCCUCACCCAAGUGAUUCUCCACUAUUUACAACAGCCAAGCAUUUCCGGUUGGAUUCUAGAGCGUCUAUCGAAGCAGUUGAUUUACGGAAAAAAUGAUACGGUACUACUGUUAAAGAAAUUUAACAACCUUUUCCGAUUUUAAAGUUUGUGAUAAAAUUACAUUUUUUAAUGAAAUUCAAUUAUUCCAAAAGCUAAAGAAUUCAAAUUAUAAGAAAAGAGAAAAGUGACUACCGUUAGCAUUGUUUCUAUAUAUUUAAUACAAAUCUGAAAUCAAAGCUCACGCUAUUUUUCUUUGUAAUAUAUUAGAUAAAUUACAGAAAUUUGGCAAAUAGUAUAUUUAAAGUACAAUAAUAAAUUUGAACACUUUAGUUUUCAUAUAGAUCGCUUCAAUCUUCAAAGGUAUUUAAAACGUGGUAGCUCAAAACAUAUAAAUAAAAAGAAAUUGAUAAAUAUUUUUAUUUGAGUAUAGAAUCGUAAAACGAAUAUUUCAACGCGUCAUAUAUGUAUUAUUUAUAAUAGAAGUAGAACAUUCUUCAACUAAUAUUCCAUUGAACAAAAUCACUGUAAUCAUUUUGUGUAGCUGUUUUUACAGAACUUUGUCGUGCCUUUGGAGUAAAUGAUCGUGUUCUUUGUUUGACAUUGUGUGACAGUGUAAAAACAGGAUGAAUAUUCCGAAUGCGAUGUUGCAUGAAAAUACGGUAAAUGUUAACAGUAAUGAAACGAAAAAUUUGAUGAGAGUCGAAAAAGAUGAUUAAUGUUCAGAAUUUUUUUUUGCUAGUCAAAUAAUAAUAUAGUGCAAUAUUCAAUUAAUAGCUAAUAUUGCGCACUGUGAAAACACAAAUAAUAUACAUUAAUCUUUUCUAUGGGCAGAAUUUUAUUGCAAUAGUGCUGCAGAAAUUAUGAAGAAUACUUUUGAAUUUCAAAAACGCGAGUUUUCUCAUUUUAUUUAUAAUAGGUUUUAUGUAUGCGAGCAAUAAUUAAAUAAUAAUUUUGAAUAAGAUAAUGAUGUAAUUGAGUUGAAAGAUUUUUAUUUAUAAGACUUUAUCUAGAUAUUAAUGUAAUUGUACAUACGGCGUUAGUAUUAACCUAUGAUUUAUUUUGAUAAAUUUACUGUAGAAAGUAUGUUGUAAUGUAAUUAGCACAAAAUUAUACUGAAUAUUGAUUUAGUCAUGAUUUGAUUGACGAGUCAAAAUGAAGAUAAUUUGUUAAGCAAAUCACAUUUGCUGAUAUUUUUUCACCGCAUAGUUGAAAACGAAGCGAAUAAAGAUACACACGAUACACGCAGUCAGAGAGGUAGACAUUGUGUAAUGGCUUGCUAUGAUCACUUUUAUAUUACUACAUUAGUUUGUUAAUAAAACGUGAUUUUAGUUAAUAA